AUGGUUCAAAAUUCUGUAAAAAAUUUUAAUGGAAUUGUUAAAAAGAAAGAUUUCGAACAUGGAGUUUUGAGAAGUAUAGUUAAUGAAAAUAAUUCUGAAGAACCACCAUUAUUAUCUCAAAAAUAUCCUGUUCCAUUACAAGUCUACUAUAAUAGACAUUCAAAGAAAGGAAAAAAAAGUAACUCUUCAAAACCAAGAAAAGUCAAACCAUUAUGGGGAAUCAAACAUAGAAUGUAUUACACUGGUGAAAAUGUUCUUUCUUAUUUUCAUUAUGACUGGGCUGAAAUGUUUAGACGCCUUGGACAUAAUAAAUGUGAACUUUUUAAAGAAAUUGGUGUUUUAACAUUUAAAUAUCCAAGAGUACAGUCACUUCCAACAAUUUUUGAGCUUUGGGAAGAAUGUUAUUAUGAUUUUGAGUAA
Messenger RNA from Strongyloides ratti, 420 nucleotides. RefSeq lists its product as hypothetical. The transcript is spliced from 2 exons. Lineage: Eukaryota; Metazoa; Nematoda; Chromadorea; Rhabditida; Strongyloididae. The coding region runs from base 1 to 420 and encodes 139 amino acids. The record is from RefSeq and is a predicted model, not a curated record.